UGCCAUUAGUGCUUGCAUAUUGAACACAGUCACCCGUAUUUAGUUUUUUUUUAUAUAUUUUAAUUCAAUAAUUUGUCUUUGUUCGAUUGACUUGUUAAUCAAGUAUUCAAAACCAUGUCGAAUAAUACCGACGAAUCGCUUCCUAUUAAUAAUGAAAUGGGGAUGGAAGUUGUGGACACUACUUCACAACUUGUUCCAUCCAAGCGAGGAACAAUAAUUUCUACAAUUUGUUACGAAAAUGGGAUGAAUUAUCCAAGUUUGGAAUUUGCCCAACCAAAUCAAACUGAGCUUAUCCAGUCUUACAAGGAUCUCAUUGCUUCUGCAAGAGAUCCUGCCCUUGAAAAUGCUUUGCAGCCAAUGCCCUUCAUUGUCCGACCAUCGCUCAAAGACGAAAUCAUUGACAUUAUUAAAAAUACUCCGGUGCACGUGUGGUACGCCGUGGUUCCCUUGGUUCUUGUCCUGGCAUUUUCCCCUGAAUUUCGCCUGGUAGUAAUCGUUGUUGGAAUUUGUUAUGGAAUUACGUAUGUCCUGCAAACAUUUAGCACAACUGUGGAGACUAGAGCUGUGCAAUCCAUUAAUGAAAACGUGCUCGCAGUUACUCAAAAUGUGAAUACAACGUCACACAACGCUACAGCAUCAUUGAUCACCCAAAAUCAAAAUAUGCAAAAAUACACUCUGGACACUGUGAAGGACGUGACUGAAAUUCGUGCUGGGGUGGAGAAAGUGCGAAUUGCAUCAAUGGAACACUGUCACGGCAUCGACAGAGAGGUUGAUUUGAAGAUGAAAGCUUUGUCUGAAGGUGGAACAACCGAUCGGGCCAAGGAUGAAAAUGCAAUGAAAAAACAUAAGGCAGAAAUUGAGGCUCAAACAAAAAAAGAAAUGGCAAAUGCUGAAAUUGAGAAGCAGAAAGAGUUUAAAAAAGUCGAUAUACAAAUGAACGCGGAUCAAAUUCGUAAAGAUUUGGAAAUUGGGAAACUGGAAUCCAUCUACAAAACUGAGACGGCAAAGAUAAAUGCGGAUAUAGCCAUCAAAACGACAGAAUUGAGCACAAAAGUUAACCUGGACAAGAACGCUGUUGGCAAAGAAAUUGAGCUAGAGAAACUCCGACAAACUACAGCGCAAAAGAAGGACGAUAACGAGAAAACGGUGGAAGUGGCCAGGGUUGAAGGAGACGUUGAAAUCGGUAAGGCUAAAUGGAUCGCUGAAAUGAUGAAGUCCAAGGGAAAGGUGGACAUUAAAUGGGACACAUGGAAGGCUGAUCGUAAUAACUAGCAAUUGACAGUAGAAAGUUUUAUGCAUAAAACUUUGGCAUCAUGAUGUGGCUAAUUUUGGUUUUGAAUUCUUGAAAUAUUCAUAUAUAUUUAAAUCUAUGGGGAAAAAUGUUGCAUUGAUAGAUACUUAUUGUACUGAAAUAAUUUAAAUGGAUAGCUUUCUGUUUAACGAAAUGUUUUUACACUAUUUAGUAUGAAGUGCGUUCCAGCGUAUAUGUCGUACUUGUGUAUUAAGCUGUUCAUAUGCAUACGAUAAAAUGAAAAUAUUGUUACCAGAUGAUAUAAAUACAUGUUAGUCAAACUAUUUAAUUUUGAAGGAAUAAAACAUUUUA
Messenger RNA from Folsomia candida, 1603 nucleotides. RefSeq lists its product as uncharacterized. The record is from RefSeq and is a predicted model, not a curated record. The coding region runs from base 115 to 1272 and encodes 385 amino acids. The transcript is spliced from 5 exons. Lineage: Eukaryota; Metazoa; Arthropoda; Collembola; Entomobryomorpha; Isotomidae.